This is a messenger RNA of Hirundo rustica (Barn swallow), 2832 nucleotides long. RefSeq names its product transmembrane protein 19 (gene FAABTP). NCBI's taxonomy places the organism in Eukaryota, Metazoa, Chordata, Aves, Passeriformes, Hirundinidae. The transcript is spliced from 6 exons. Bases 32 to 1204 code for a protein of 390 amino acids. Gene Ontology annotation, cellular component: membrane. The record is from RefSeq and is a predicted model, not a curated record.
GGCCGGCCGGGGUGGCCGCAGCAGCCUCUCCAUGAGCGCCUCGGCGCAUCCCGGCAGCGCCCCGAGGGAGGUGCGGGCCGGGCCCGGCCGCGGCUCCGGCCGGGUGGGAGGAGAAGGAGAAGGAGGUGGUGGCGGUGUCGCUGAUGCCCUGCGCCUUGUGUUUUCCCAUCAGGUGUUGUCCUUCUUGCUUCCCAUGUGCUAUUACCAGGAGGAUUCCUUCAGAGAGUACCUCAAGAUGAUGGCGAAUAUGGUCAUCCUGAACUUGCUUAUUUGUAUUUCGCUGGCGUUCUGGAUCGUGUCCAUGACUGCAAGUACGUACUACGGUACUUUACGACCCAUUUCUCCAUGGCGCUGGCUUUUUUCAGUCUUGGUUCCACUAAUUAUUGCUACACAGGGUUUUAAGAGGAAGAGUCUUGAUCACAGUGGUGCAUUGGGAGGACUGGUGGUUGGAUUUAUCCUUACAGUUGCAAAUUACAGUUUCUUCUCUUCUUUGUUUGUGUUUUUUGUUACAUCUUCAAAACUUACUAAGUGGAAAAAAGAUAUAAAGAAGCAAAUAGAUUCAGAAUACAGAGAAGGUGGACAGAGGAAUUGGGUUCAGGUAUUCUGUAAUGGUGGUGUUCCUACUGAACUGGCUCUCUUAUAUAUGAUAGAAAAUGGACCGGGUGAAAUUCCUAUUGACUUUUCAAAGGAAUACACGGCAUCAUGGAUGUGCUUAUCCCUUUUGGGAGCUUUGGCAUGCUCUGCUGGUGAUACAUGGGCCUCAGAGAUUGGUAGUGCUAUGAGUAAAAGCAAACCAAGAUUGAUAACAACAUGGGAACAGGUUCCAGUAGGUACUAAUGGAGCAGUUACUUUAGUGGGCCUGAUCUCAAGUUUGCUUGGAGGCAUGACAGUAGGUAUAGCCUACUUUAUAACUCAACUAAUUUUUGUGACUGAUCUGGAAAUAUCUGCUCCACAAUGGCCCAUUAUUGUGUUUGGUGCAGCAGCUGGCCUUCUGGGAUCAAUUGUUGAUUCUUAUUUGGGGGCUACAAUGCAAUACAGUGGUUUUGACCAGACAAUUGGCAUGGUUGUUAACCAUCAAACAAAAGACUCCAAGCACAUAUCUGGAAAACCUAUAUUAGACAACAACGCCGUAAAUCUUUUUUCUUCUGUAAUCGUUGCUCUGGUGCUUCCAAGCACGGCCUGGUUUUUCUGGCCAAGGGGUUGAAAUGGUUUAAGGUUUUCUGCAUGCGAUUCAUUUAUGUUCAGUCUUGCUCAGAGAUUCCAAGGAGUUCCAGUUGAACUCCAUUUAAGAGAUGGAUCUGAAACAUUCAGAGAGCCAAAGGACUUUCCAUCUCAAUUUGUUAAGGCUGUAAACCUCAUGUGGCAAUCAGCAUCUCUCAGGAAGGUGCUUUGUCAACAACGCUCUUGUCGCUCCUCAGGCAGAUGUAGGUCAUUGCCAAGUGAGGUGAAGCACUUAAUUCAUUUAUCCUCCAUUUUUGGAGCUGAAGUGUUGGUGUCUAUUCUCUCCGAUUUACAGCAUCUGGAAGGGCAAGAAGCUGGAAAUAGAAGUUAAUCCACAUCAGUUGGUGUGAUGGAAUCUUGUGGCUAUUGUCCAAGCUUGACACAAAGUACACUGCAGCUUUAUAUAGGCAAUGGUAACAUGGGUGAAGUGGGUGAAUUGUGGUAUUUCCCAUUAUCUACGGUUUGUAAGGUCUUUUGGAAGUAUUUGGGCAGGGGAGAGAGAAUUCAGCCUUGUCACCUGAUACUAUCUCCACUUCCCUGAGAAUAGGUUUGAUAAAAAUGUUGAUCCAUACUUAACAUUUGAAGCAAAAUCUAAAUUUAAGUAGAAAUGCUUUUUUGACACCUUUAUUUCAAACUAAUGAUAUUUAUGAAGAUUUGUCAAUAUUGUAGUACUUACCAAAUAAUUUAAAAUUAAAAAAUGACAGUUGUGAAUUCACAUUCAUCUCUUUAGAAAGAGAAUGCUUUUUUCUAUAAGCAUAGAAUUGUUCCAUAAAGUUUGGCUUUCUAACCAAACUAUACUCCUUGGUUAUUUCUCAACAGUGGAAAUGUUUCCCAUUUUGUUUGGGGCUUCUAUUUAGUGAUAAUGGCCUUAGCCAAAGAAGCUACAGAUGUUAUCCUUGUAGCAAAUGGGGGAAGUCACACUUAAAAACCAUUUAAAAAUAGAAAUUUAAUUUUUGAUGCUCAGGCUCCUGUGUUAGGUAAUUCUGUCUUCCAUCAUUCAUUUAUAAAAGUUGCAGAAGUGAUGUAGCCAGUACAGAUUGUAUUUAAACUUUAGAGAUACCCUCAUAAUAACCUUUCAGUGUUGAUAUUCAGAAGCAUGGACCCUUACUUUUAAUGUAUGAAAAGCCUUUUAUUGUUAGAGGUAGAUGAAUAUUUUGUAUUGAACAUCUUUUUUUUUUUUUUUUUUACAAGAGUCUUGUGUAUAUGGUCUGUCUUAAUUCAAUUAUCUUUUUUAUUUUUCACCUUUUAUGGGAAUAUUAAAAAACUUUAACACCUUCCAUACUGAGUUUACUCUUUUGAAAUCUAUACAAAUCUGGAAUUCAUCACUGUAACUGCUUCACUGUAUUACCCAAUUACAAAGAUGAGAUUUCAAAGUAGUAAAUGCUUUCUGAAAAGAACAAAUUGUGUAGCUGCUCUGUGUCUGUUCCUGGAAGGGCACAAAAUUAUGGAAGUAAUAUAUGCACUUAUACUGUAACAAUAAACACUUGGGAAUUUUAUGCACUGUUUCGGCUUGUGCUGCUUCUAAAUAAACACUGUAUUAGUUAUCUUGUAAGAUUUUAUUGAUACUGUUGUGGUUUCUAGAAUUGAGCAAGAUUAAAUUUUUGUAAGACA